AAUGACAGAACGUUACAUAAGUUAGGUAAUUGUGUGAUUCAUUUUAAGAAUAAAACAUGUCAAUAAAAACAUUUCUGUCGUUGGCUAAAACCACAUUACGUUUUAUUGUUAAAACCAGAACUUUCUCGGUUAUUAAAGCUAUGAUUCCGGCCCUAGAAUGGUGGGCUUACGUAAUAGUAGCGUUAUCCAUUUUUGUGUGCUGCUUAUUCGUGAACUAUAUUAUUAUUAUCAAACUAAUUAACGAUGCAAGAUCGUCUGAACAUUUGAAGCGUGCUAGUGAUGAAGAUGAAGCAAAUAAAACACUGAAUAUUUUAUCUGAGAAUGCGUUCGAUAAACAGGACAAUCCUAAUCCGAUUUCGUUGGCUUGAAAAGUGAAUAUUAUUUUACAAAAACAACAUGUUACAAUAAUAUUAAAACGUCACCGCUUUUAUAA
Molecule: messenger RNA, 433 nt
Organism: Bombyx mori (domestic silkworm)
Lineage: Eukaryota; Metazoa; Arthropoda; Insecta; Lepidoptera; Bombycidae
Exons: 3
Coding region: 57-368 (103 amino acids)
Source: RefSeq, a predicted model, not a curated record